Strongylocentrotus purpuratus (purple sea urchin) is the source of this 5114-nucleotide messenger RNA. RefSeq names its product large neutral amino acids transporter small subunit 4 (gene slc43a2). The record is from RefSeq and is a predicted model, not a curated record. Gene Ontology annotation, biological process: transmembrane transport. Gene Ontology annotation, molecular function: transmembrane transporter activity. The coding region runs from base 325 to 2346 and encodes 673 amino acids. The transcript has 11 exons. Lineage: Eukaryota; Metazoa; Echinodermata; Echinoidea; Camarodonta; Strongylocentrotidae.
UGUCUUGCGAUCAGCUGUUUUGGGACCAGCUGAUUAUAACGAUUGCCUCAUCUUACUAUGUGUGCCGUGCGGUAAAGGGUAUCGCGAAACAAAGAGCAUGUUCGAUUCUGGUUCUCUGCCGUCCGAAUUUUUCAUUCAUCUCAUAUGAGCCGAGCUAGGAAGAUCAGAUGUAUAUUUUUCUGUCCGUUGGAAGAGGUAUAUUUCCACUUUGAAAUCAGAUCGAGAAUCUUGAUUGGAGCUUUGGAUUGUCAGAGGUAGCCUGAACAGCGACCAAUCCAGCCACACACUUUUUCCCUGUCGCAGAAAAUCACAAAAAAACUCAAGAUGUUUUUCAAGAAGCCCACGUUAGAGACGGCCAACAACCGCCGAUACUGGUUAGUUGGAACUAUGAUCUUCGAGAACUUGUUUUUCUCAGCCGUUCUCCUUGGAUGGAGCUCGCUCCUUCCGGUCUUACUGACUGAAGGAUUCUACAGCACCAGAUGCACUGAAGAGGACAUGGGUAAUUCAACCAAUGGUAAUGACACUGAUGUGCAAUAUGACGAUGAAGAGGCUACCACGCUAUUUUACGACACCACCGGCUCGUUGACGCCCAGUCCCGAGAAUUACGGCCGACCCGUCUACCCACGAUGCUCUGCUCAGGACGAAGCGUUGAAUUUGGCAUUCACGAUAGGCUCUUUCUUGCUGAGUGGUCUCACAUUCCCAAUUGGAAUGGCAAUGGACAAGUUCGGAAGCAGAAUACUGAGGAUGCUGGGAGCUGUCAUGUUCAUAGCAUCAUGUCUUAUCUUUGGGUGGACGCCUAUCGAACUCUCCGAGAUGAUCAUCCCUGCCGUAUCGCUCAAUGGUGUCGGAGGCAUCAUGGUCACAUUCACGUCUUUCCAGGUUGCCAACUUGUUUGGAACAAAGAGAUCUACAGUGAUCAGUCUCAACAUUGGUUCCUAUGCAUCGGCGGCCAUCUUGUUUCUCAUCCUGAAGGGUCUCUAUGAUGCGGGUAUCAGCAGACAAGUAAUGUUCACCGGACUGGCGAUAGCCACUUUAUUUGUCAUCAUAAACGCCUACAUCAACAUCCCCAAAGAACCCAUCCCAGAUCCUGAAGGAGCAGCCUUUGGAAUGCACUGGCAGAUUUUGAAGGUCAACCACAAAGUAACUGGCAAGCAGUUCUAUUCCAUGGUCACCAACGUUGGACGCAAGCUGAGCGUAACGGAUGAAGCCGCAGAGGAAGCCAAACAGACCAUGAUCCGCAAGGGAAGCAAGAUCUACUCCUCACAGUUGAACCUUGCCAUUGAGCUGAAAGAGCGCAAGAAGAAGAAGAAGGAGAACACCCUCAUGUACUCGGUCUGCAGUCCCAUCUAUAUCCUUUCUAUCAUCGUCAUGUGCGUCACCCAACUUCGUCUUCUCUUCUUCAUCGGUUCCCUGACUCAGAUGCUUCAGCUCGUCACUGGCAAUGUCACAGAAACAAUGGAUCAGUAUAUCUACAUCUUCGGUAUGAUGCAGUUGAUGUGCCUCGUCACCAGCCCUCUGAUUGGUCUAGUCAUGGACUUCAGGAUCAAGGAGGUUCUCCAGGCAGCUAAGGACAGGGAACGCCGUCCAAGCCGUCGCGAGAGCACCUCCAGGAGACCCGGCUCCGUCAGCGGCGACUCCAAGCGCCCUAGCAUCAUUAGUCUUACAUUCUUCAACGGAGGAGAUGCACGCAAACAGAGCAAUGGAUCGAUCACAAACGGACACGCCAAGCGACUAGACAGUAAUGGAGACAUUGAACAGGGACUGACGGGGAUGAACGGAAACGGAGGCGUCUCCACGAAGCAGAGGCAUCCAAGCACAUCCAGUACGGCUAGCAAUGACAGCAUGAACCCCAAGCCACCGAUGAGUCUAAAGAUCAGGAAACUCUACAAUUCAAGUUAUGCCUUCUUCAUCACAAGCGUUCUCAUCAUGUUCUUCGGUGUUACUGUCUUAAUACCAAACCUUCAAAUUCAAAUUCUAAGUUUCAUCCUGCAUACAAUUAUCCGAGGGUUUAUUCAUUCAGCGGUUUGUGGGCUCUAUGCAAUCACCUACCCCGCAUCUCAGGUCGGAAGUCUCAUUGGUCUUCAGUCCCUCAUCUCGGCUUGUGCAACUCUUCUUCAGUACCCCAUCUUCAUUACUAUUGAGGGCCCUCUCAAUGGCGAUCCAUUCUAUGUAAACGUCAUCAUGUUCGCAUUGUCCAUUCUCAACUUUGGUCUUCCAGCCUACAUGUUCUACCUCGCCAAGAAACUUCGAAGGGAGCAGAAAACUGAGCAGGAACCCGAUGAGCAGAAACUCAUCAGGUCCCCUACCAGCAAGAGUGCCCUGGAAACCGUCCCCGAACAGGUCUGAAAGAACAGGGAAACUGGUCUUUAGCUAAAGACUGUACGAACGACUACAGGAGAUGCAAUUCUGGAUUUUCAACUGGCUAUAUAACGACACUUCAUUGACUGAAAUGAAUCCUUAGCAGAAGAAUAAAAGCCAGGAAUCGGUAGACUUGCUGGACUAAAUAAAAAGAGUCUGAAAGUAUCUGGAGAUCCAGUGGCUGUCACUAGUGUCUACAACGGUUGUGUUCAGAAGUGACGAACAAAGCUCAAAGACAUAUUCCAGGAUCGGCAAAGGUUUCAAGGAUCUUCUUGUCAGAGCCCGACUAUUCUGGAAAAGAUGCGAAACUAACUUGCAAGUGACACGUGAAAUGUGGCAUGCAUUGUCGCAAAUUCAUGAGGGGUGAACUUUCUGUAAAUGGAAGAAAUCCUCCAUUUAUUUAUAUUAAACAAAAUGUUUCUUUAUGUUUAAAGAGUUAUUUAACUUGCCAAUAUUUCUACUUAUCUAAUGGCUUAUGGGCCAUACCCUUCAUUAACGAUCUUUAAAAAAGAUCGUACUACGAUAGAUACAAGAUACCAGUUUGAUAUUGACGAUAUUCAAAUUCUAUUAUCAGAAUAUAUUCACAGAACUUUCAUUGUUUCGUUGAUUUAUUUAAGGUGAAGGGUCACUGUUUCAUGAUAUAUUUUGCUUCCUGUUGUGUAACAGUUGACUGCAAGUUUCUAAUAUACAACUUCUUUGUAACAAAUGUUCAUUUGUGUGCAUAAACAUGCGCAAUUUACAGUGUGUGAUAUAAGAAAUGUGUUGCUUGUGUAGAAAGCAUGUAGAUAAUGGAGAGAUAACGAAGCAGAUAUGUCUUUUCAUCGUUGAAAAAACUGGCAUGUCAUAUUUUCAAUAUCUCAAAUAGCUCAGGUCAAGGUCGUGUUGAAAUGUUGGCUCAAAGUUAUGUAGGUUCUCCGUUCAUGAAAUGACGCAUGAAGGAGAAGAGCGAAUUGUCUGCAGUGCCUUGAAGGCCAAGAGUAUAUUACCGGCUUAAAGAAUAAGUUGCUCCAAGUCAUUUAGAGUGUGUGUGAAAACUUAAAAAAUAUAUAUGUAUUAUGACUUGUUCGAUGUCGGGAUCUAGGAAAAGGCAUUCUAUGGGACCUGUGGGAUAAAUACAUGCUAUGCCAAAAAGUAUUGAGAGCAAAUUAAAGGCAUGCCCAACUAUAAACUUUAAGUUGUGUAUUGUAAUAUGCUGCAGGUGUCAGAAUAGUGAUAAUUUCUGUUAAGUAUAUAUUUGUAGUUAUAUACAUGACAGUUUAAUUUAUGUUGUGGUAAUCUGACCAGGAGCUGUAAAAGUUGAGUGUAGAUAAAUUUGGUAUAAACCACGCGUAUUUAAAGGUCAAUAUGUUUUUGUCACCUUUUAACUUAUUUCAUGAUUUUGACCUAUCUACAGCUCCAAUUUGACAUUCAUCUCCCUUCUGAUUAACAACCAUGUAACUUAAAUAUUGAUAAUAAUUUUGUCUACGAGUAUACACAUUUAAACCAAAUAUUUAAUGGGAAUAUAAUAUUUAUGUAUAGAAGUGAUCUUCUAUUCAAGUGUAAGAUUUUAUGAUGUUUGAGAGCUUGAAAAUGAAAAAAAAAAAAUUGUAUUCCUAGUCUUUCUAGCAUAUUAAGUGUGAAUAACUUCUCGUGCAUUCCAAACUAGACCCAGAACGUUCAGCCCCAUGAACUGAACUUUGUGCACUCCUUUUGAAUUCUUGCAAUUAUUUUUUUCUUCUUCUGGGAACAAGAAAUUGGGAUGGAUAUGAGAUAUGUUUGAUGUAUCCAGAUGUGGGGAUCGAUUAAUUACCGGUACAAGACAGAUUAAAGAAACAUGACAUGCUUUUUUGGGAAAUAAGCUCGCAUUUUCAUGAGGCUGAUGAAGAAGAAAAAAAAAGGUGAAAAUCAAGUAAUGUUGAUCAGUUGCAAAAAAAAAUCAAUAUUCCUUUACCAGUAGUAAUGUGCAUUCGAGAUGAAUGUUGUUUCCCAUCAUUUACAGAGAAAGAAUUGCUCCCAUUUCUCACUUACAUGAUCAGUUUUACAUGGGUUAAACUGAGAUUUUGUAUUCGUAGCGUUAAGAAACAUUGUUUCCUGUGUUAUUCAGGGGCAAUAAUCAUGCUUUGGUUUGCAUUGUAUUUUAGUGGUAGGAAAAAAGUGCAAUUUAUAGGCUUCUUAGAUGUGAGUUGUGUGAUCCCAAUAUGUUCCUUUUUUGGUAGAUUUUGACAAAAUAAUGAAGUUGGUGUGCUGAUUAAUGUAACGUAUGCAUCAUGUCAUAAAAAACUGAUUUCAAACAUGUCGUGACUUCUUGAAUAAUGUAAGUAUGUUAUCUAAGAUUAUUUUUUAUAUAAACAGUAUUUGAGAAGGGCAUUUUAUUGUUAAGCUCUUUGUUGAAAGAAGUCAUGCUAGAUAUAACCAAAUGAAUUUUUGUAACUGUGAGUAAUAAGCAGAUGCUGGCGUGUGAUUUGUUACUCCUCCUAACCCAUCUAAGGGUUGGUAAGGAAGACUUUAUGUAAGAGAGAAACUAGUAACUAUUCAAAUGCUCGACCCUUAUUUUGACACCUGAAAUAGAUCGUGAACUUUAAGAGCAUUUCUAUUUAUGACAGCUUUGAAUGGUCCAAGCAAAAAGAUAUUUGUUCUGUGUUGUUGUUGAUGCCCAGUUCGGUGUUGAUGGCAAGCGUUUCUCUUUCUUUGGGAGUUGUGUCUAAAUAUUUACAUGUAUCAUACAUUUUUUGAAGAUGUAAUAAAACAAAAAGUAGUUCUAUAUUGGCAAGGUAAAA